This is a messenger RNA of Arachis stenosperma, 693 nucleotides long. RefSeq lists its product as uncharacterized. Gene Ontology annotation, molecular function: nucleic acid binding. NCBI's taxonomy places the organism in Eukaryota, Viridiplantae, Streptophyta, Magnoliopsida, Fabales, Fabaceae. Gene Ontology annotation, biological process: DNA integration. The record is from RefSeq and is a predicted model, not a curated record. The transcript has a single exon. The coding region runs from base 1 to 693 and encodes 230 amino acids.
AUGGUAGGGUUAUUAAAGAAGUAUGGCAUCAACCAUAAAGUGCCAACGGCAUACCAUCCUCAAACAAACGGCCAAGCCGAGGUCUCUAAUCGAGAAAUCAAGCGCAUAUUGGAAAAGGUUGUGAAGCCUCACAGGAAAGAUUGGAGCUCUAAGCUCGGCGAUGCGCUUUGGGCCUACCGAACAGCAUACAAAACGCCAAUUGGUAUAAGCCCAUUCUGGUUGGUUUAUGGGAAUGCUUGCCACCUUCCGGUGGAGAGAGAGCAUAAAAUGUAUUGGGCCGUAAAAGAGUGCAACAUAGGGUUUGGGGUUGGGGUCGAAAGGAAGCUACAAUCGGUGGAGCUUGAAGAGCAUAGAUUGGAAGCCUAUGAGAAUUCGAGGCUUUACAAGGAGAAGAUGAAAGCGGUGCAUAACCAGCACAUAAAAAGGAGAGAGUUUAGAGCCAGAGAACUAGUUCUCCUCUAUAACUCUAGGCUAACGUUGAUGCCCGGGAAGCUAAGAUCUAGGUGGGAAGGCCCAUAUAGAGUAGAGAAGGCCGAACCAUAUGGGGUCUACCACCUAAGGCACCCUUCAAGCCCCAACAUCUUCAAAGUGAACGGCCAUCGGCUAAAGCUAUACCAUGGGGAGAAAAUGAAAAGCACCAAAGAGGUCGAGGUUUUCCUUCUCAAGGAUGCACCCGAAGGCGAGGAGAAUUGA